UCAAAAAUCGCGUGACGUCAUUUAUGGACGGCCCCUUACGUGUAAAAUUAAAAGGAGCGCACCAGGUAGUAAUCGUCACGUGAUGUUAGUGGCCGCGAGGGAUAAUUGGAACUCUGCUCUGUGUGCAGGGGUCGAACCCGCAGCGCGCUAACCGCUGCGCCACCGCUCCCCACAGAACCCCUCCCACGUGGUGACUCCUCCUCCCACGUGGUGACCCCUCCUCCCACGUGGUGACCCCUCCUCCCACGUGAUGACUCCUCCUCCCACGUGAUGACUCCUCCUCCCACGUGAUGACUCCUCCGCCCACGUGGGGUCUCAGCACGCGGGAGUCGCGGCGGAAGGCGGCGAGGAGACCCCCUCCCCCGGCCUCCUCUAUCCCCCGCUGGACGAGGGCCUCUUUCCCGCGGCAGUGCGAGUCCCAGCGAGCGAGCGAGUGGUGAGUGUGCAGGGGGCAGGCAGUGCGAGUCCCAGCGAGCGAGCGGGACGGCCACGGACCGCAUGGCGACUCCGGUCCCCGUCUUGAGGUUGCCCCUCGGCCCCAACGGCGGCAAAGGCUUCGACCCGAACUCCGCGCGCUUCCGCGCCCUGCACCGCGUCGCUUCUUCGCACGAGACGGGCACCUCCUGCUCCUCCUCGGCGGCUCACUCCUCGUUAGUGUGCCGGGAGCAGGCGGCCCGCGCCCAGCUGCGCGAGAGGUUCCUGCUGGGGCUGGGCGCCGCGUGCGGGGGGCCCGCGCGGUUCCGCCUCUUCUCGCGCCCGGAGCGGCUCCCCGCGGUGCUGCGCGCCUGCGACCUCGAGCUGCUGAGCCUCCUCGUGUCGGCGCUCGGCACCCCGCUGGGCGUGCAGGAGAGCGCCCUGCUGCGCAGCAGCGACGUGCUCCACUUCUCCUGCGCUGUGCCCGCAGCGCUGCCCCGCGCGCCGGAGCGUACCGAGGGAGCAGGGGACGAGGCCGCCGCGCUUGCUUGAGGGGGACGCUGCCGCUUGGUGACGCCAGGGACGUGUUGGAUUGUUGAGAGGCGUCACGAACAGGGAGAGAUGUUAACACAUUCCUGCGGAGGGAGCUGGUAGGAACGUUGGGUUGCUCGGUCAAUGGCCAGGGUCAACGGCGGCGUGGUGUAUUCCACAAAUAUGCCCGACUGUGAGGGCGGGCACAAGCCGGCGUGAGUAGGUUAAAUGUUGAGUUUUAUAAGGGCACCACGGGGUGACCAGCUCCUCCCCACCCAGCCCCACCCUCCCCACCCAGCCCCUCCCCACCCUCCCCUCCCAGCCCCUCCCUCCCCACCCAGCCCGUCCCUCCCCACCCAGCCCCUCCCUGCACGACGGACGGACACAAUAAUCCCCUGUGGGCUGGUGGAACCAGUGGGUUCCUACCAGUUUGAAUGCUGUGAUGAACGCUGAGAGAUGUGACGAACAGGGAGAGACUUGAUGGCAUGCUGGACUCUUGAUGGACGUAAUGUACUUCUGUGCUGGUAAAACAUUUGAGAGACGUGCUGCACGUCUGAGACUCGAUGGGACUGUGAACUUGAGUGACGUGAUGGACAGAGCCGUCAUGACUUACUGGACUCUUGAGAGACGUUAUGAGGCGUGCGAGAGGUGUAUGGGCCUUUGAGACGUGUCGGAUGUGACGUCAGGAUUAACCUAUGGCACUUGUUCUGCAUAGCACGCAUCACACGUGGAACGAUGUUGGGUCUGCACCACAUUCAUCAUCCGUUCCUGAAAAGCUCCCCAGCACACGGAGCGAAACGUCGGACAUCGUGCCGAACAACACGAAGCACCGGCACAACCGCAAAAACGCCACGCGGCUCUGUCCGUCCCGUUGACGGAGUCGCUCCGUUCCAAGCCUUCCUCGAUCCCUGCUGCUGGUCGCGAGAUGAGAUGGACUCUCCCAAGCCACGGGCAAAGGUCCCCUGUGUAGCCUUCGCUGGCUGCUGGGGCAAGUGCUAGUCUCCGGCAGUUCUUGCAAGGAGCCGUCUCUCACACAGCCCAGUCCAAGCAGCAGUAGCAGCAGCAGCAGCGUCGUGAACCCACAGUCCUUUGCUGGGCCGAGUCUCGUGUUCUCCCCGUGUCCAGGCAGCCUGCGGGGUUUCUGUGGGGGGGGGGGGGGCCCUCGCUCUAUGGGUUGGAGGACCCCCACCACACCACCUUGUGCUCCCCCCCCCACCCCCACAGUCUCUGCAAGGGUGGAUUUGGUGGAGUGAAUCAUGAUCACCAGACAUGUUUCUUGUCUUUUUUUUUUUUACACGCAACGAAAGUGAUAAAUAAAUUGUGGGCACAAGCUUUUGAUGGAAAGGUUUAUUAUAUUAAUAUUUAACGUUCAAUAACUUUAGUUUUUACAUUAGUGCGAGUAUUUCAUUCCCGCUGCAAAUAUUUUGAAUCGGCUUUACUGCGUCUCUUGUGUUAUUCACUGCCGGUCACACCGCGCCGGUUUCAGCUGCCUCCCACCCCCCCAUCAACUCCCCACAUUCAUCUACCACCUACCCCUUACCCCACAUUUCUGUUUUGAUUUCACCAGCAUUUCCCAACUCGAGGAAUGCAAAGAGUUUAACAAAAUAACACACAUAUAUAUAUAAGAACAGCGAGGUGAACAUACAUCACAGGUCAUUACAGAGCUCACCACUGACCAUCCAUCGGAGGUACCUGGUUCCUUCUGUCACAACAUUGAGACUGCCCGACACACGCACGCAAAUUAAAGUCAUUGCAACGCACGCGUUUCUCCCCCUUUUGCAGGUCACCUGGAAUGGGCCCGACCUUAACAGACCUCAAAGCCUGAGACGGUCACGUACCCGCACCCACCGUGCACCGUAGCCACUAUGGGCUGGGCCACGUGGUGGGCAAACAGGGCAGUGCAGAAAAAGCCUUUCUUGUUCUGUACUUAUACGCUCCCAUAUCCACGCUUCCCCAACCGUCGCCAAACCAAGAUGACCAAAUAACCCCCACGGAGUCGGGGUAACCCGGUUCCAGCAGUGGAGCGAAGCAAGGCUGUAGGUUUCGUUUAACACCACCUCCUACGGCGGGUCACCCGUGUGACCCCUGUCACCCGUGUGACCCCUGUCACCCGGGUGA
Messenger RNA from Lethenteron reissneri (Far Eastern brook lamprey), 3063 nucleotides. Its product is annotated as gem-associated protein 7-like. The record is from RefSeq and is a predicted model, not a curated record. NCBI's taxonomy places the organism in Eukaryota, Metazoa, Chordata, Hyperoartia, Petromyzontiformes, Petromyzontidae. Gene Ontology annotation, cellular component: SMN-Sm protein complex. Gene Ontology annotation, biological process: spliceosomal snRNP assembly.